Messenger RNA from Emericellopsis atlantica, 633 nucleotides. RefSeq lists its product as uncharacterized. Lineage: Eukaryota; Fungi; Ascomycota; Sordariomycetes; Hypocreales; Bionectriaceae. The coding region runs from base 112 to 528 and encodes 138 amino acids. Gene Ontology annotation, biological process: regulation of DNA-templated transcription. The transcript is spliced from 3 exons. Gene Ontology annotation, molecular function: DNA-binding transcription factor activity. The record is from RefSeq and is a predicted model, not a curated record.
CGGCACCAGCAGCAGCUACCAGACGACUUUGGACUUGUGCUAGGGUCCCACGAUACCUUGGUGUCGAAUUUGGAGCAGGACCCUUUGGACCUGCUCUUCGCGGACACCGAAAUGACGGGGGGUCUGAAUCAGCAUUCGGAGGCGGGAGAUCAUCUCUUCAGCCGACUUCUCAAUCACAGUCCCCAGGAAUUUCCUACUUCAACAGGCACCAAUAAUACGCAGGCCACCACGCCAGCCAUCCCGUCCACUCAGGUUGCUACCACCAACACCACCACCUCCACGUCUCCUUCCCACUCAUCCACCUCGGAGUCCAACCCCAAGACCACACUUGAUCAAAACCCCACUGCCAAACGUCAGCGUAACACUAUGGCUGCUCGUCGUUACCGCCAACGCCGCCUGGAUCGGUUAGCCGAGCUGGAGAAGAAGUUGGAGGAGAUGACGAGUGAGCGCGACGAUCUACGCGUCAAGUUAGCUAGACGGGAGGCAGAGUGUGGUGCUCUUCGAGAGGUGCUCGGUUCCAAGAAGUGAUGAUGGGUUUCCUCUGUUCCAUGACCAGGGGUUAGCUGAGUGACAAUCAACGGUGUUCAUGAUGACAAGAUGGUGUUGCGGUGCAAGUGUCAGACGAUGUCGAUU